Messenger RNA from Trichosurus vulpecula (common brushtail), 1182 nucleotides. Its product is annotated as ras-related GTP-binding protein A. The record is from RefSeq and is a predicted model, not a curated record. Lineage: Eukaryota; Metazoa; Chordata; Mammalia; Diprotodontia; Phalangeridae. Gene Ontology annotation, cellular component: Gtr1-Gtr2 GTPase complex; lysosome; nucleus. Gene Ontology annotation, biological process: cellular response to starvation; regulation of autophagy; cellular response to amino acid stimulus. Gene Ontology annotation, molecular function: GTPase activity; GTP binding.
GCUUGGUCCAGCAUCGUCUAUCAGCUCAUCCCCAACGUUCAGCAGCUGGAAAUGAACCUGAGAAAUUUCGCUCAGAUUAUUGAAGCGGAUGAGGUGCUUCUCUUUGAAAGAGCUACUUUUCUGGUCAUUUCCCAUUACCAGUGUAAAGAACAGCGUGAUGUCCACAGGUUUGAGAAGAUCAGCAACAUUAUCAAGCAGUUCAAGCUGAGCUGCAGCAAGCUGGCAGCCUCCUUUCAGAGCAUGGAAGUCCGGAACUCUAACUUUGCUGCUUUCAUUGACAUCUUUACUUCCAACACCUACGUGAUGGUUGUCAUGUCUGAUCCAUCGAUACCGUCUGCCGCCACCCUGAUCAAUAUCCGCAAUGCCAGGAAACAUUUUGAGAAGUUGGAGAGAGUGGAUGGACCAAAGCACAGCCUUCUCAUGCGCUAAAUAUGGUCAUGUGACCCUUUGGGACCCAGCGGAACUCCAUUGUGUUCUUGGUUUGGUCUGGAGUUUGGAAAAUUGAGUAUUGCUAUUAUGUAUUCAGGCUUUGAGAUAAAUGCAGCUUGUCACCUCUAUAUUCUUCGCCUGUGCUCCCCCCUCUUCCAAAUGAAACACAAACAUAUACAUACCUCCCUCCAUACACAUGCAUAUAUCCACAGAUACCCAUACCCACAAGACAGUCCCACACAGACACACAUUCACAUAUGCAGAACACUAUUUACUUCCAGAUCAUCAGGAGACCCAAGAGAGCCUGGAAAAGGGCUUCAUGUAAAGGGAGGGGGUCGUGGGGCACAAGGGAAGGGGACUUGCACAUCGUAUAUUCACCUAGUUCUGAUAGUCAUGCAUGCCAAGCCUUUACUUUGGGAUAUUCUGCCUCUGAUUAUGAAUGACAAGGAUGGAAUUCUGCUCUCUUAUCGGCAAGAUGCUACAAAGCAUUUCGAAAUCCCUCCUUGUUCUCAGUUAUAAAAGAAAAUGUAACUCCUUAGGGAUUCCUAGCUCCCUGAAGCUUGCAAGUGUUUAUCUUUUCACUAUAUCAUUUUUGUCCUUUUCGCCACUGGCGAAAACCUCUGGAUCUUCACGAGUCUAUCCCCAUUUGAUUCCUGGAGAAUCCCUAUGUCACCCACCCAAUGGCAAAUUUGUAUCAGUCUUAUGUUAUCUGUAUUAAUCAUUGGACAAAAUAAAGUACUUAUGGCAACCAAA